CUCCCCUUCUUCUUCUUCUUCACUUGGGAAAGAAAACCCUAAGCUCUUCAGCGGCCGCUGCUAAAAAGGGGUAAUUGAACUAAGAAUUCAGCAAUGGCUCCAGCUAAAGUUGACAGCAAGAAAAAAACUGAUCCAAAGGCUCAAGCAGUUAAGGCUGCCAAGGCUGUGAAGUCUGGUACAACAUUCAAGAAGAAGGCUAAGAAGAUCCGGACAAAAGUUACAUUUCAUCGGCCAAAGACUCUGAAAAAAGAAAGGAACCCAAAAUAUCCUCGCAUUAGUGCACCACCCAGAAAUAAGUUGGAUCAGUAUCAAAUCCUCAAGUAUCCCCUAACUACUGAGUCUGCAAUGAAAAAAAUUGAGGACAACAACACACUGGUUUUCAUUGUUGACAUUCGUGCUGACAAGAAGAAGAUUAAAGAUGCAGUGAAGAAGAUGUAUGACAUUCAGACGAAGAAAGUGAAUACAUUGAUCAGGCCUGAUGGAACUAAGAAGGCAUAUGUUAGGUUGACUCCAGAUUAUGAUGCCUUGGAUGUGGCAAACAAGAUUGGGAUUAUCUAAGAUAUCUGGGCUGUCAAGCGAUGUCUUCAACUCUUUCAACAGUUUUGUUUGGAUUGAUUCACUAUGUUAGGGCCUUGUUCGCAUUUUGGCAUUAUAUGUAUCAAGAAUUAUGUUUACAAUUAAAUUCUGCACGGGAAUUGGAUUAGGAUUUACACACUUGAUAUGUUGUUAUGAAUGGUUUUAACAUUUCAUUAUCAUGCUUAAUUCA
Molecule: messenger RNA, 766 nt
Organism: Theobroma cacao (cacao)
Lineage: Eukaryota; Viridiplantae; Streptophyta; Magnoliopsida; Malvales; Malvaceae
Product: large ribosomal subunit protein uL23
Biological process (GO): translation
Cellular component (GO): ribosome
Molecular function (GO): rRNA binding; structural constituent of ribosome
Source: RefSeq, a predicted model, not a curated record